AUGAUAUUCAAAUAUUUCAAGUAUUGGCUUACAAGCACGACCUUGUCCUGGUCCAUGUUGGUCACCAAGUAAUGAACCACGCGAAUCAUGGUGAUCACAUAGAGGGGACUCAUGGAACACAUCAUCAACCCAUUCGUGCAGUUCCUCCAACCUCUCCUGCUUUUUCUCUCCUGCGCUGGGAUUCUCCUUCUCGUAUUUCUCACAGAUAUCCCUGGCAGUGGUGUUGAUCGGAUCCUCUUGUUCGGGUUUGUACUCGCCAUCUUCUUCGUCUUCUCCGGGGACUAAGCGAGGAUGGAGGACAAUGAGCUGGCCCUUUAUGGCAGCUCCUGGUGGCGAUAUCGACUCUAGGUUUGAAGGAUACUCAUUUGUGAAAGAAGAGCGAUAGCCUAUAGUUACGGCUUCUAACUGGGCUGAUGUACGCAGGCUCCUGUGUG
Periconia digitata is the source of this 434-nucleotide messenger RNA. NCBI's taxonomy places the organism in Eukaryota, Fungi, Ascomycota, Dothideomycetes, Pleosporales, Periconiaceae. The record is from the annotation of a GenBank genome assembly.